Messenger RNA from Annulohypoxylon truncatum, 1555 nucleotides. RefSeq lists its product as uncharacterized. NCBI's taxonomy places the organism in Eukaryota, Fungi, Ascomycota, Sordariomycetes, Xylariales, Hypoxylaceae. The record is from RefSeq and is a predicted model, not a curated record. The transcript has 3 exons. The coding region runs from base 596 to 1402 and encodes 268 amino acids.
GAUUUGGGCGUACAAAGCAACAAAACAAGCUAAGAAAGUUUCGAAAUCUCAAGUAUGUUCUAUUCCAUUUUUCUAUAUCUCUUUUUACAUCUUGAUUGGAAACGAAACGAUACUGCCUUAUUUUUACAGUAUACCAUGUAAUGAAAACGGCAAGAUACGUCAAUGAUAGGUACCAACAUGAUUCUUGAAAAUUCAAUUGUAACACUUACGCCGAUAUCGGAACAAAAGAGUUACCAAGUUACACUUUUGUAACUACGAGCAAUCAUGAAGCUACGUAUUUAUGUUACAAGAAUACCCAGAUAGAUAUCGCAGUGUUCUAUCUGCAACAAGUGGAAAACGACGUUGCAAGAUGGCGCAAUGCGAGGGGCUUCUAACCACCAAUAUUAUCCAAACAGAGAUGUCAAUUUAAAAAAUGAAUAUGACGUGGGAAUCGCGCUAAAAUGCAUCAUUGGUCUUCGCGAGGAGCUUCUAAUAUUCCUCGUUACAUUUUAAAACUGCGGUCUGCCAAAGAGGGAGAUCACAUUGGAUGCUGAGCUGCGGUCAUGUCUUGACGUGGUCUUUUCAUCUUGUCUACGACGUAUAGGAGCUUAGAAUCAUGGGUCUCUUUAUAACAAGCUUGAUAGUCGUCAAGACAGUUGCUUUGGUUAGGCAUAAUAUGACCACAGCUGAGAGAUUAAAUCCACUUUAUCGUGUCUUACGUAUAGAUAGCAAGAGAUCGCGCCAUAGCCCGGACAUUCAGGUUCUGACCGACCAUCACUGUGUUAGUGUAGCAAGCCUCUAUCUGCAAACUGGCCAAUCGAUCUUCCGAAAGUCCAUAAUAAGAAAAUUCCCGCUCACCGUAAUUCGGGUGUCGGAAAACAUCCUGCAAGGGAUUAAAAAAAGGCUCAGCCCGCUCUUAUUCCUCUUUUUUGUACGUGUCCUCCUGUGUAUCUUCGACCAUAUACCAACUUCUAUCAUAACAAUCCACCACCAAAAAGUUGCAAUCAUGGCCGUUGGGCUCGGCGAGAGGCUAAGCGGCUGCCAACGCUGCCAAGAGAUCGAGGAUGAAGAAUCCAAAAAGGAGAACGGCUACGAGGCAUUAGGGAAGAUCUGCACCAAUGGUGUUCAAAAUAUUAGCUUUAAACCCGUACAAAUCUUUUCUCCUCGACUUACUAGAUCAACAAUCCUUCUGGGCUCCAAUCGCAUGAUGCCAUUGCAGCAUUUGGGAAUUCUGUGCAACAUAUACAGCUUCCAAUCUAGGAGACAUUUCGGAAGGUUGGCCAAUAGCAGCAACCUGGGCUUCGACAGGAACAGGUGGUUGCAUACAGGGUACAAAGCUACCUUACUGUCCAGUUUGAAAGCUAAAACCCCGGAUAUUGACCCACUUAAGCCCGUUAAUUCUGGAGCAGGCAGGUGUGCCUGAAAUGCCUUGAAGCACGGCACUGCAGGCGCUACCGUGGAAGGGAUGGGAGCUCCCCACAUUGAAAGCAAUGCUCUGUCAAUCACCAAACCACACGUCAUCUCCAAUUCUCUCCAACAUCGAAUCCACUAUCCACUAUCACCAAUUCAUCGUCAA